Messenger RNA from Leptosia nina, 2034 nucleotides. The record is from the annotation of a GenBank genome assembly. Lineage: Eukaryota; Metazoa; Arthropoda; Insecta; Lepidoptera; Pieridae.
AUGAAUGAUGUUCGUGACAAAGUCGUUCCUGGAUCCUGGGAAAAUGCUACAAAUCAAAGUGACUCCUCCCCGGAAAUUCAAUCUUCUCCGGGUGGUAGUGCAGAUACUCCCCAAACACCAGGAGCGCCAGCUCCUCUGGCACCCCAUCUUGCUGCUGAUCUGCAUCCUGAACUUAUGCAACAAGGAUGGCGAAAAUUUUGGUCAAAGAGAGAGAAUAGGCCUUAUUUUUGGAAUAAAGUAUCUGGGGAGUCUAUGUGGGAAUUACCAGCAGUAAAAAGAGACUUUGAUCCUAUAACAGAUCCUCUUGGAAUCUGUCAUACGGGUCCUCCCCUUGCCGGUAGUAUGACCCCUAGUGCAAGUAAACGUCGACCAUCUGAGGAUAAUGGUCCACCACCAAAAAAGUUUGUCCUAGCAGGUCCUUGGGACAUUGAGGUGUCAACUAAUGUUGUGAUAUAUGAACGUCCGCCUACUAUAUGUCCCCACCCUCACCCUGAAAUUGAAGGCUUUAGGUUCACUUUGGCUAACAAGUUAAGACAAUGUUACCAAGAACUUUGUCACACAAGAGAGAGUAUAGAUGCUCCAAAAGAUUCAUUUAAUCGUUGGUUAAUGGAGAGAAAGGUGAAUGACCAAGGUGGAUCAGAUCCUCUACUACCCAGUCAUUGUUUCCCAGAAAUAUCAAGAUCAAUGUAUGAGGAAAUUAUGAAUGAUAUACCUAUUAAGUUAACUCACCCUAAGUUUACUGGUGAUGCCAGAAAACAAUUGUCUCGUUAUGCUGAAGCAGCUAAGAAAAUGAUUGAGUCAAGAAAUGCCUCUCCAGAAAGUCGGAAAGUUGUUAAAUGGAAUGCAGAGGAUACAUUUCAGUGGCUUCGGCGCACUGUUGGUGCUACUUAUGAUGAUUUUCAGGACCGUUUGGCUCAUUUACGGAGACAGUGUCAACCGCACUUGGCAGAGACGGCAAAAGCUUCUGUUGAAGGAAUUUGCUUAAAAAUAUAUCAUUUAUCUGCUGAAUAUGCAAGAAAAAUACGAGAAAAGCACAGCAUACUCUUAAAAGAAAAUGGCAUUCAGGAGAUGCAAGCGCCUUUGCAACAAGCUGCAUUACGUAAAGUCUGGUGCUAUCCAGUGCAGUUUGCAUUGCCAGCUCCACGACCACCAUUGGUGGAACACUUCUUAGAUAGGGACCAGGUGUUAUUACGUUAUCUUGGAGAAACACAAGUUCUUAAUGCUGCAUACCUACAGAAAUUGGAGCACCUGUACCGAUUCAGUUGUUUCGAUGACAAGAAGUUUGAACUGUUCUUGUCGCGUGUCUGGUGCCUGCUGCGGCGUUAUGCUGCUUGGGUGGGCGCUGGCGGUGGUGACGCGCAUCUCGCGCAGAUGUCUGCACCGGUGCCGGUACUCGAGUGCCUCCAUCGGUGCUUUGGAGUUACAUUUGAGUGCUUCGCCAGCCCGCUCGACUGUUACUUCCGGCAGUACUGCUCCGCCUUUGCAGACACGGAUUCCUACUUUGGCUCGCGGGGUCCAUUCCUUGAGCUGCGCCCAGUGUCUGGGUCAAUGGUAGCGCAUCCGCCUUACUGUGAAGAGCUACUGGAAGCGGCUUUAAGGCAUAUGGAGCGUCUACUCCAGGACUCCGCAGAGCCACUUAGCUUUGUAGUCCUUCUUCCUGAGUGGCCAGACCGCCAAACGCACGCACUACACAAACUGCAAGCGAGUCAUUUUAAACGAAAACAGGUAGUUAUUCCUGCGUUCGAACACGAGUAUCGCCAUGGUUACCAACAUGUGCUUCCAAAGAACGAGGUAUACUUUCGGUGGGGUGGCGGCACCGUGGUCGUGUGGUUGCAGAACACAGCUGGGUUCGCAAGGUGGGGUCCUACCGACGAACGCGUGGAGGCUCUUCUAGAUGCCUGGCGACCGCGCGCUAAGUUGCGCUCCUCCGAGGAAGAAGCUUUGACGCCAAGCGCACCCCCCGCUUCUGGCACACCUGCUGACGCGGAUAUUGCCAGCCAACAGAACACGCCCCUUUCUGACAAGAGACCGUAA